This is a messenger RNA of Phoenix dactylifera (date palm), 1216 nucleotides long. NCBI's taxonomy places the organism in Eukaryota, Viridiplantae, Streptophyta, Magnoliopsida, Arecales, Arecaceae. The record is from RefSeq and is a predicted model, not a curated record.
UCGGCAGAGCCUCUGGUUUGGCCUUCGCCAUUAAAGUUCAUCAGCGAGCUGGAUCGAGAUGCAAAGGCUCUGUUAGAGGCAGCUUUGAUGGAAGCUAACAGGGAAAGGGAGAAGAAGAUCUUGAAGGGGACGGCGUAUUCCUCGCCAUCCCCUGCACAUUCAGAAGAUGGAAUUGAUGAUGAUAUCUCCGAGACGAGCGACGCGGAGGUCUGCUGCAUCUGCUUCAGCCAAGUCUGCACCAUUGAGGUCCAAGACUGUGGGCACGAGAUGUGCGCACACUGCACAUUGGCUCUAUGCUGCCACAACAAGCCGCAUCCGGCGACCUUGUGCCGACCAACUCCGGCUUGCCCCUUCUGCCGCGGCAGCAUAGCCCGGCUGGUCGUGGCCAAGGCCAGGGAUGAUGGAGACAAGGGCAGCUCAAAGCUGAGGCGGUCGAGGAGUUCUUGGAAUUUCAGCGAGGGAAGCAGCAGCUUCAAAGGCCUAUCAUCUUCUGCCAUGGGAUCAUUCAGAAGGAUGGGUCGUGGUUCAGGACGGAUAGACGAUAGCAACGAUAUGGUGGGCAAGCCUUAGCACACCCCAAUACACGAAAGCUUGAACAGUCAGUCCAUGGCUUUUCUGCUGUAGAUUCUCGCAUUCUGAAGCCAAAAGCAGAACCCCAAUACCAUCGUGCUUUUGCCAAAUCCCCGGGAGUUCAUGUCUACUUUCGUAGCAUUGUAAACCUCCAGAUCCACCGCGAUUAGGGUGGUCUACUUUCUUUGGAGGGUGGAGAAGAUGGGCUGCACUUCUGCCUCUCUCUACUUUCAUAGCUUCAGAUAUGUAUGAUGGAACUAUUCAAAUCUAAAAGACUGUUUGGCCGUCGGCUAUCAUGUGGCUGCUAUGAUAUACCACAGUUCGGUGGUUCGUCCGUAUUGGCUUUGCAUUGCUCUCGUGUGGUCUGUGUCCCAAAAUUGGCUUUUUAGGUGGCUGGACUUGUGGGAUCCCUUGGAUGAUGCGGGCACCUGGCCGAACUGCUCGAGCUAAGCAUGUCUCUAUUAUUUAAAGAUAGCGUGGCACCUAACUUUGUCGGGGGUGGGGCCCCCGAGAUCUACCAAGUUGUCGAGGUGUAUUGGAACGUGGAGGAGCCUCCCGUACCCUACCUUUGGAGAUUUCUCCUUGUUCUUUUCUUCCUUCCCUCCCUCCGUGUGAAGGUAAUAAAGAAAGACCUGGCUUGUGUGGA